ACGCAUGGACUAUAAUAGGAUGAACUCCUUCCUAGAGUACCCACUCUGUAACCGGGGACCCAACGCCUACAGCGCCCACAACGCCCUAACCUCCUUCCCCACCAGUUCGGCUCCUGCCAUUGACAGCUACGCAGGCGAGGGCCGCUAUGGUGGGGGGCUGCCCAGCCCUGUGCUGCAGCAGAACUCGGGCUAUCCCGCCCAGCAACCGCCUUCAGCGCUGGGGGUGUCCUUUCCCAGCUCCGCGCCCUCAGGGUAUGCCCCGGCCUCCUGCAGUCCCAGCUAUGGGCCUUCUCAAUAUUACCCUUUGGGUCAAUCGGAAGGAGAUGGAGGCUAUUUUCAUCCAUCCAACUACGUUGCCCAGCUAGGGGGCUUGCCCGACAGCUACGGAGCGGGUGGAGCCGGCCCUGGGCCAUACCCUCCGCCACAGCCCCCUUAUGGGAACGAGCAGACCGCGAGCUUUGCACCGGCCUACGCUGAUCUCCUCUCCGAGGACAAGGAAUCAUCAUCUUGCGCGUCAGAACCCAGUACCCCCACGGCCCGGACCUUCGACUGGAUGAAGGUUAAGAGGAACCCACCCAAGACAGCGAAGGUGUCGGAGCUGGGACUGGGCGCGACCGGCGGCCUCCGCACCAACUUCACCACGCGGCAGCUGACUGAGCUGGAGAAGGAGUUCCAUUUCAACAAGUACCUGAGCCGGGCCCGGAGGGUGGAAAUCGCUGCCACCCUGGAGCUCAAUGAAACGCAAGUCAAGAUUUGGUUCCAGAACCGGCGCAUGAAGCAGAAGAAGCGCGAACGGGAGGGAAGCCGAGUGCCGCCAGCUCCUCCAGGUUGCCCCAAGGAGGCAGCGGGAGAUGCCUCGGACCAGUCGACAGGCACCUCCCCGGAAGCCUCACCCAGCUCCAUCACCUCCUGAACUGAACUUUUCAACCCGCGGGGCUUCCAGCACUGUAGAGCCCUAGUCCAGUCCU
Molecule: messenger RNA, 968 nt
Organism: Marmota flaviventris (yellow-bellied marmot)
Lineage: Eukaryota; Metazoa; Chordata; Mammalia; Rodentia; Sciuridae
Gene: Hoxb1
Product: homeobox B1
Biological process (GO): regulation of transcription by RNA polymerase II
Cellular component (GO): nucleus
Molecular function (GO): DNA-binding transcription factor activity, RNA polymerase II-specific; RNA polymerase II cis-regulatory region sequence-specific DNA binding
Source: RefSeq, a predicted model, not a curated record